CACAACAAAAAAAGAAGAACAGGAAGUGACCUGUCAGCCCCUCCCGUCUCCUCCCUCUACUGUUGCCAUGGAGACAGUGAUGUCACCAAAGAGGCAGGACCUAGUAUGCAUCGUGUGCUUCGGUAGCUACGACCUGGCAACCAGGUUGCCACGGCGUCUACACUGUGGCCAUGCUUUCUGCCAGGCGUGUUUAAAGAGGCUAGACACGGUGAUUAAUGAACAGGUGUGGAUCCCGUGUCCUCAGUGUCGACAGAAUACACCUCGGCCACGAGGAGGAGCGGCCGGUCUGGACUUGGACUUGGCCUCCUUCCUGGGAAUGAAGGCCCAGCAGACCUCUUCGUGCUCCCUGUCCUCCUGGAGCUCUACCCACAAGGAGGGGGAGGGGCCUGCAGAUGCUGCCUGGGACGGGAAGCUGUGGCUUGGGAAGGAGGUGACAGAUGACGGCUGGUCACACGGAGGUCUGGCUGAGCCUCGGUUCCAUCGUUACGGCAACUGCUGCCUGCCGUCGUCCUAUUGGCUUUGCUGCUGGUUAUGUUGCAGGGGGCGUGGCUAAUACUGACCAAUGAGUGCUUGUUAGUGUUCGUUCGUUUCUGACUGAUGGAGUUAAAAAAUUGUAAACAUGCAAAUGUGAAGUUUCAUGGAUAAAAUAAUUAGUAACAAAUUCUAAAAAAGUAAAAUUAAUAAAGUUGCUUUAUGUUUAAUAUUGUAUUUACUAAAAUAUUUAAGUGUUAAAUAAAUAAGUGUUUUAUUAUUAGAUAACCAUGGGGUGAACACUUUUACAUACAGUAUCAAAACAGUAAUAACACUCAGUCUAAAGGUACAGUAGCAUCAUUAGAUACCUGUACAGGUGAGAAGUAAAAGUACUACAACUGGGUACAUGAGUACUUGUCCUAACCUCAGUACUUGUCCUUACAUGAGUACUUGUCCUUACAUCAGUACUUGUCCUACAUGAGUACUUGUCCUUACAUGAGUACUUGUCCUAACCUCAGUACUUGUCCUUACAUGAGUACUUGUCCUAACCUCAGUACUUGUCCUAACAUGAGUACUUGUCCUAACCUCAGUACUUGUCCUAACCUCAGUACUUGUCCUAACAUGAGUACUCUUCCUAACAUGAGUACUUGCCCUAACAUGAGUACUUACA
This is a messenger RNA of Labrus bergylta (ballan wrasse), 1141 nucleotides long. The record is from RefSeq and is a predicted model, not a curated record. Lineage: Eukaryota; Metazoa; Chordata; Actinopteri; Labriformes; Labridae.